AUGAAAGAUCAGUGUUCUUUGUAUCUUGACAUCAAACUGCAUUCAAUUCCAUUUUUGUCCUGUUGUAUUUUACGUUUUCAGGUUAAGUUGUGGUGUGAUUGUCCAUUCUGGAUAGAUGAUGGCAAGUGCCAUUUACGAGACUGCAAUGUAUGUGAAUGCCCAGAAAAAGAAUUUCCUGAGCCAUUUAAGGCACAAAGUCAUCAAUAUUCUUCAAGUAAUCUUGUCUGUCUAGAAGAAAAUCCCGAGGGAACUGUUGAUCGUACAAUAGACUCCAAAACAUUCAAAGGCUGGGUGGAAGUGGACAAUCCAUGGACUAAUGAUAAUGAGACAGAUAAUGCUGAAAUGACAUAUGUUAAUCUCCAAUUGAACCCUGAACGAUACACUGGAUACAGUGGUCCAUAUGCUAAAAGAAUAUGGGAUGCCGUUUAUCUAGAUAACUGCCCAAAAUAUCUAGCUGGAGAGAUUUGCCCCGAGAAAAAUAUAUUGUAUAAAUUAAUAUCUGGCCUUCACUCCUCAAUUUCUAUUCAUAUAGCAGCUGAUUACUUGCUUGAUGAAGCAUUAAACACGUGGGGACGGAAUCUUACUUUGAUGUAUGACCGUGUCUUAAAAUUCCCAGACCGUGUUGACAACCUAUACUUCACUUUCCUAUUUGUGCUCCGCGCGGUUACCAAAGCAGCAAACUACUUGGACGAGGCUUCAUAUGAUACUGGAAACCCUGAGGAUGACCUGAAAACACAAUCUUGGAUUGAGCAAUUGGUUUACCAUCCCAAACUGAAAUUUGCAUGUCCUUUACCUUUUAAUGAGGUGAGGUUGUGGAAAGGUAAAGGCGAGCCUGACCUGAUGCAGCAAAUUCAAAAGCAGUUCAGAAAUAUCAGUGCAUUGAUGGACUGCAUUGGAUGUGAAAAGUGUCGUCUUUGGGGAAAGCUUCAGUUUCUUGGUCUUGGUACUGCAUUAAAGAUCCUAUUUUCCGUCAAUUCUCAGGAACAUUUACAUAAAAUGUUUCAGUUUCAACAGAAUGAAGUUAUUGCAUUGAUUAACUUACUGAAUCGGCUUUCAGAAUCCGUUAUGCUUGUACAUGAAAUGUGGCCUUCACUAGAAAAGGUUAUGGGAAAACAAGUUUCUACACCUAGUGACCAACCAUCGAUGACAGGGGGUCAUGUAUAAGUAUCACAGUGGAGGCAACUCUGGUUUGCGCGCAGGUGUUAUUUUCCUGUUUAUUUUAAUGUGGUGAAAUUUAAAUUAUGAUUAGAAACUUGUAAGUCUUUACUCUAACUUUGAGACGAAGUUAUCUUCCUCAUGUACGAGUUAACGUUAGAAGUUUUCUUGUGGUACCGAUAAGAACAAGAAGUUUCUUGUGUCUAAUGAUUGCGACCACAUCAGGAUAUGAAGCUUGUGAACUG
Molecule: messenger RNA, 1400 nt
Organism: Solanum tuberosum (potato)
Lineage: Eukaryota; Viridiplantae; Streptophyta; Magnoliopsida; Solanales; Solanaceae
Product: endoplasmic reticulum oxidoreductin-1-like
Exons: 8
Coding region: 1-1164 (387 amino acids)
Biological process (GO): protein folding in endoplasmic reticulum
Cellular component (GO): endoplasmic reticulum; endoplasmic reticulum membrane
Molecular function (GO): thiol oxidase activity; FAD binding; protein-disulfide reductase activity
Source: RefSeq, a predicted model, not a curated record